This is a messenger RNA of Gordionus sp. m RMFG-2023, 3224 nucleotides long. Its product is annotated as protein vav-1-like. Gene Ontology annotation, molecular function: protein binding; guanyl-nucleotide exchange factor activity. Gene Ontology annotation, cellular component: cytoplasm. The coding region runs from base 116 to 3070 and encodes 984 amino acids. NCBI's taxonomy places the organism in Eukaryota, Metazoa, Nematomorpha, Gordioida, Chordodea, Parachordodidae. The record is from RefSeq and is a predicted model, not a curated record. Gene Ontology annotation, biological process: cell migration; regulation of GTPase activity. The transcript is spliced from 26 exons.
UUGAUAGUGAAUAUUUCGCUUAAUAUUUAGACAAUAAACUUUUUCAACCAAAAUAAUUCAACACUCAUUACAUAUUUAAUUGAGGCAAUUGUAAUGAAUCAAGCUACUCUAUUAAAUGUCAAAAACUGACUGGAAGGAAUGUUUAAACUGGCUACUUCGCUGUAACGCUAUUCCACAUGCAAAAGUUAUUAGCAAUGCUAUAGAUUUAGCUCAAAUUUUAAGAGAUGGAGUCAUUUUAUGUAAUUUAUUGAAUCAUCUCCACCCAAAUUGUAUAAAUACAAAGGAUGUCAUAUUAAAACCACAGAUGGGGCAAUUUUUUUGUCUCAGAAAUAUAAGAUUAUUUCUCCAAAAAUGUCAAAUAUUAUUUUGCUUAAACACAAAUGAACUGUUUGAUCCUUGCAUGUUAUAUGAUUUAUCAGAUUUUGCCAAAGUAAUUAACACAUUGUCAAUAUUAUCAAAAACCUCUAAAGCUAUAAAAAUUACAUGUGGAUUUGAUUUUGAAGAAGAAAAUCAUUUAGCUGAACAUGAAGACAAAAGUGAUACAUAUAAGGAUUUUGAAAUUUUUGCAGAUCAAGACGAUUUGAAAGAAAGACAGAGUAUAACUGUCACGGAUCAAAUUACCAACACGGACGACGAAUUGUACGAACAGUUAUGCACUUUGAAACGUAAUAACCAUCAGAUAUUGCUGUCAUCUCCGAAGGAUAAACGGGAGCACUGCAUAAGAGAGUUGAUGGAUACCGAAUCGAAUUACAUCAAGGCCCUCAAGGACGUUGUCAAUAAUUUUAUGGAACGAAUGAAAAGCAUCUUAUCACCACGGGAUAUAAAUAUCAUAUACGGAAAAAUUGGGGUUUUGAUAGAAAUUCAUGAAAAAUUGGAAAAAAGAUUUAACGAGGCCACUUCUCUUUGCAGUGUGGGAUCUAUUCCCAACCUCAAUCGCUUAUCAUUUGAUUCUCGUUUACAUGCAAAUAUUCUGACUGCAGGUCCUUUAUACAUCGGUGACUGCUUUCAAGAAUUUGCUGACAAAUUUUUGGUGUACGGAGAAUAUUGCACGCAAUUGGGUCAAAGUCAAGCUUACAUAGACAGGUUACUGGAAUGUAACGAUAAGUUCAGGACCAUGCUCUGGGAAUGCCAAAUAAGCGCUAGCCAGGGGAAAUUUCAUUUGAGAGACCUCAUAGCGUUACCUAUGCAAAGAAUUCUCAGAUACCACAUUUUGAUCAAGGAAUUGCUCAAACACACCCCCGAUAAUACAGACGAAAAGGUGGCCUUGUUAAAAGCUCUGGAUUCUAUGCUGGACUUGACCGAUUACGUGAACGAAGUGAAGCGAGAUGCGGAGGACAUGGAAAUGACUAACGAUAUACAAAGGAAUAUCAGCCGCCUCACCAUGCCUGAGGAUUCAAAACUGAGUGUAUAUGGGAGAUUAUUGAAAGAUGGCGAACUCAAGGUGAAAAGUAGAUUGAAUUCCAGACUUAAAAAUAGGUUUAUCUUUUUGUUCGAUACCAUCAUCCUUUUGUGCAAAUCAACCAAAUCGGACACUUACAAUUUCAAGGACUCACUAUCACUGAGCGAGUUUCGCGUGAAUUUGCCGCAAAUUCCGGAACCCAUGGCCAAAGAUUUCCUUUCCUCCCUGAGAAAUAAAAAUAAUGGCUGCCCUUUAAAUAUAGAUAUAACCACUACAGCCUGGUGGAAACAGAAAUACAAAAAGGAAUCCAAGUGGGGUUAUCAAUGGGUGCUAGAAUCUUUUGACCAUCAAAAUGUUUACAAUAUCUACGCUAAAACUUACGAUGCCUGGUUAAAAUGGUUGCAAGUUCUUUUAUUAGCUCAGGACAAUAUAAAGCCUCACACACGAAAUCGCACCAACCAUCUCUUCGAUUACGUGUCUUUCCCGCAGCCGACGCGAUGCAGUUUUUGCAAAAAACUUUUGAAGGGAAUUAUAUAUCAGGGUUAUCAAUGCAGAGAAAGAAAAUGUGGAUACGCGGUGCAUAAGCAAUGCAUAGAAUUGUUAGACGUUGGAUGCGAACCAAUUCAAAACAAUUUGAUGGCCGAUUCCCAUACAUCUCAGCCGCCUGUCGUGCCGAUACGGGCUUUCGAUGAUUUGCCUAAUAAAGAGUCGAAAAUAGCUAAAAAUUAUUUAGAAAAGCCUAAAGACACCUUACCUAUAAAUGGUUCUUCAUCAACUACUCACAACACACCACGCAGGCAUCAAAGCUCUAUCGAAAUUGGUCAUAGUAAAUCGCCGAAUAUCAACAAUCAAAUUUCCAAAAAUUAUUAUAAUCUCAACUUGAAUGCCAAAUCAUGGUUUAUAGGGGAUAUGAAUCGAGAAAAGGCUAAACUUUUACUACAAUCAUGUCCCUCAGGUACCUUUCUAGUUAGAUUCAGCUCCCAACAAGGCGGUAACCCGGUUAUAACUCUAAAGUAUUUCGACGACGUUAAACACAUAAAAAUAUUGAAAAAUGAGCCCAAAGGUUAUUACAUAUCAGAUCACCAUUAUUUUGCCAGCAUAGUUGAACUCGUUUCUCAUUAUCAGACCUGCUCGCUGGCUAAAUUUUUUAAGGGCUUGAACACAGUCCUGGCUCAUCCUUACCUUUCAGAGCCAUUCAAAAAGAUGAAAACAUUCGGUUCCCACGACAGUCUGAUCCCUGAAGCGCCUUCCAAUUUUAAAAUCCACGAGCACAAAAAAUCGUCUUCAUCUAGCUCUUGCAGUUCCAAUGCUGACUCCUCUUCCUUACCCCCCACAGAGCCUUCUUUCCUCGAUUCGCCCGCCCUACAAAAGAAACCCCAUAUCGAACGAAUGUCCAGGUGCUACAAGCAGAAAGCACCCCUUCUUGCCGGGCCGAAUCUCUUAUCUCCAACUGUGAAACCGUCAGCUUUAACUGGACGGGCCUAUGUUGGCCGUGCCACUGCAAUCUUUGAUUUUAUUGCUCAGUCUGAUAAAAUGUUAUCACUUACCAAGGGAGAUAAACUUCUCAUAAUCGAUAAGAUCGGAACCGAAAAGGGCUGGUGGAAAGGUCAAUUACUUAAUCAAAGCCGAACAGGAUACUUUCCCAUUAAAUACGUAACCGAAGAAGAUUAAAAUUUUACUCGCUCAUUCUUUGAAAAUUGGGAAAAAUACUAACCCUUAAGCCAUCUAUAAUUUUUAUUUAUAUUUAAAUAUAACAAUAUUAAAUUCCUAAUUAUUCAUGUAUUGUUAACUAUGUUGAUCCUUGUUAAAUGUUUAUUUUUUAAUU